Messenger RNA from Gossypium raimondii (Peruvian cotton), 1278 nucleotides. RefSeq names its product phytochrome A-associated F-box protein. Gene Ontology annotation, molecular function: protein binding. The coding region runs from base 147 to 1136 and encodes 329 amino acids. Lineage: Eukaryota; Viridiplantae; Streptophyta; Magnoliopsida; Malvales; Malvaceae. The record is from RefSeq and is a predicted model, not a curated record. The transcript has 2 exons.
AGCUACUGGACUAGAGAAAUCCUAGCUUAAUGUGUCAGUACUCAGCGCCCACAAACCACAUAUCAAAAGUAGCUUUUAUACAAGUAAGUUAAACCGUCGAAACAAAAUGCUACCUCCAUGCCGACGCUCUUUCACCGCCACCACUCAUGCCGAUGACGGAAACGCCGUUCUCGAAGCUCCCGGAGGACGUCGUUUUAAAUAUAUUUUCGAAGCUCGAAGAGGAUCCCGCUAGCUGGGCAAGUCUUGCUUGUGUCUGCACCAGAUUCUCUUCUCUGAUUCUUAAUACCUGCUUGAAGCUUAAAUGUUCCAAAACCAUACCCGCCGUUUCCGCCGACCUUCUCUCCUCUUCCUCCGCCCCACCCGGCGGUUGGGCUUCUCUUCAUAAGCUGUCUGUCUGCUGUCCAGGCCUCCUUCACGCCGGUGUCCUUCUUGACAACUCUGAUUUCGGCCUCGAACGCGAGCUCGGCCCUGACGAGAAUUAUCAAAGGCCAGCUCAUUCGCAUCUCUCGACGCCGUCCGCUGACCCUAAUUCAAGCAAAACGGAAUGUAAUUCCAAUCCGAACAUGGAAACGGACGUUCCCGGAUCCGAUUGUCCCUGGUCACUUUUCGAUGAUCUGUAUUUCGACACCGUUUAUAACGCGUCCGAUUCGAUGGACAGCUCCCCAUCGGAAACUAUGGAUACCGCGACGAUCAAAACGGGGCGUGAAUUUCCCGUUUGUAAAAGAAGGAAGAUUUCAAGAUCCCUAAGGUCCCAUUUAGCAACCGGGGUUCGGAACUUAAGCCGAGAACAAGGGAACAAGCUAUUGGCGAGCCGGUUCCGAGGUGAUUGCUUAUACAUUUGCGAUUGGCCUGGGUGCGUCCACACGGAGGAGAAGCGAAACUACAUGCUGUUCAGAGGGGUUUUCAAGAAUUUCAAGAAAUCCCGUGUGUGGAGGACUAUAAACGACGGGAACCGAAGCAAGAUCGGUCUGGACUGCGCGUUUUGCUCGUGCAAGGAGACGUGGGAUUUGCACUCCGCCUUCUGUCUGAGGCGGGUUUUCGGGUACCAUGACGAUGGGGAGCCAGUUGUUCGAGCUUUUGUCUGUGAGAAUGGACAUGUUUCUGGUGCUUGGACUGAUUUGCCUUUGUACACUUGAACACCAAUUAUUUGCAGCUCCUCGAAACUAAAAGUAAGUUAUUUUUAUUUAUUGUAAUAAGAGGAAUUGGGAAUGUGAUAAGUAUUAUAUUUAGUAUUAUUGGGUUUGAGAUAUGGAUAUAUAUAUAUAUAUGGUUCCUUAA